Molecule: messenger RNA, 285 nt
Organism: Cooperia oncophora
Lineage: Eukaryota; Metazoa; Nematoda; Chromadorea; Rhabditida; Trichostrongylidae
Source: the annotation of a GenBank genome assembly
AUGAACUCACAUUCGACGGCAUCUGUCGAGAUUCAAACAACUCAACAUCCGGUUCCGUUCAUUCCGCCUCCAGGUUAUUACUCGGAAGUAAUGGCUACGGACUCAUCUGCUAUGUAUCCCAUGUAUGGACUUCCUGGUUUACAAGCACCUCCACCAUAUCCACCACCACCUAGCUAUAGCCAAAUUCAAAACUUUCCCGAACUGCCUACGGUCAGCAACGCUCGGUUGGACAAUCGCACGCCGUCACGGAAUGGGAAGAAGUCCGAGAUUACACCGGUUGAAUAG